CUCACACAUAAGAAACGCUGAGCUCGAUAAUUCUCUCUCCUCUGUCUCCAUCGCCAUUUGUUCUCUCAGUAUCCAAAUCUCUCUACUCUGAAAAUUAUCGUCUCUCUAACUGAAAAUGAGUUCGGGGAAAAUCGAUGUGCGUAGUCCUGCAUUUCCGUUGCUUUUUCUCGUCGCGAGCAUUUUCAUCGGCGCCAGUCUUCCCCGCGUUUCGUCGCAGAAUUCCACUUCAAUCGAGCAGAUUUUCCAGUACGAUAGCUACAGGGAGACGUGUCCAGAUGCGGAGAAGAUAGUGUGGAGUAAAAUGGCGGAUAUCGUUUCUGGAAACGAGAACGCCACGGCGCAACUGCUGAGGCUUCUCUUUCACGAUUGCUUUAUUCAGGGAUGUGAUGCCUCAGUGAUGCUAAAUGAUACCAUGGGGAUGCCCAAUCAAACUACAGAACGACAUGCUGACCCGAACAAGACUCUAAAGGGGUUUGACUUCGUUGAGGAAAUAAAAGAAUUGGUUGAGAGCGAAUGUCCGGGGGUGGUUUCUUGUGCUGACAUCCUUGUUCUUGCAACUCGAGACGCGAUUGCUUUGUCCGGUGGACCUUAUUACCCGGCUUUCACUGGCAGAAAAGACAGCACCCGUUAUUAUACCGCUGAGGCUACUGAGGAAAUUCCGAGACCAAACAGCAACAUAUCCGAAACCCUUAGAUUGUUUGCUCAACGUGGAUUUAACGAGAGGGAGACUGUAGCUCUUUUAGGGUCCCACAACAUUGGUCGGAUCAACUGCGGUUUCAUAGCAUCGAGGAUCAACAUGUUCGACAAUGGGGCCAUCCCUCUCGAUUUCCUUCGAAAGAUGAGAACGACUUGUCAAGUCCCAACUAGCAGCAUGAGAAACUCUGAAAACAAGUUAAAGGUGAAGCGUGUAUAUGAAACUUCACGAAGCAUGCAAUAUUACGAGGGACUUUCGUCAUCUUCAGGCCAGCUUCCCGGAGGUGGAUUUGGCAAUCACUAUUAUCAGGCGCUACUAAAAGGCAAAGGCAUUCUGACUGCCGACCAAGAACUGAUGGCGAACGAGCAGACAGCAAAAGCGGUUUUUGAGUAUGCUGAGGAUGCAGAUAAAUUUAGGUUUGACUUUGCAGGUGCAAUGAUGAAGCUGUCCAAUCUGAAUGUGCUCGUCGGGCCAGCUGGAGAGGUGCGGAGAAUCUGUUCUAGUGUGAACUCUUCUUAACUGGAUUUCCUUUAGAUGAAUGUUCGUUUGUGAAUUCUUCAUCGAUAGCUGCUUGUUAAUGAGCUAGUGUAAAUUCAUCUUUAGGCAGUUGCUCUGAGGGACUUGUUUUCGAACUUUGGGUUAAUGCAGUUUGUAAUGAACUAAAACCUUGAAGCUCUUUGCAUAUUCUGAUAUGGUUGGGAUCUUGAAUUGUAUUCUCUUUUUUGGAUUUUAUCUUCCUUUUCAAAUGCUUGGCUAGAAAGCAAAGGAAGUUGAGAAUGGGAGAAUUAUUGUGCUUUUUUAGCCUGUGAAUGAAAGAAGCUCUGGUUUUGAGUUGGCAUUUGGAAUUA
This is a messenger RNA of Striga asiatica, 1542 nucleotides long. The record is from the annotation of a GenBank genome assembly. NCBI's taxonomy places the organism in Eukaryota, Viridiplantae, Streptophyta, Magnoliopsida, Lamiales, Orobanchaceae.